UUGCAUCGCAAUAUUGCUGCAGGUUUUAUUUUGCGCACUGAACAACUAUGGCGUCGAACAGUGACGGGGUAGCUACCUUGCUAAAAAGGUUUGCGUCUCGGGUUCUGUGUACCAAGAGAGAAGAACGAUGUCAAAUUUUGUCGGAAGUUCGGGACGGAGUGUCUAUGGGAGCUGUGCCAGAAGGUGCUGUGAAGGGGAUAUGCCGCAUUCUGAUUCAGACAAUCCCAGUAUAUAAAGACCGGGCAUCACGAAAAGCGGUCCUUUCAGUUAUUGCUGCUUUGGGCGAGAAACACAGAGAUGCCAGCAUAAAGUCACUGACAGACAUCAUCAGCUCAUUUACAGUGGGACUAAAGAGUGUCUCAUGUGGGAGAGGAACAGGGGCUCAUCCUUAUGUGAUGCUAUGUUGGACAUGUACACUGUUCAGGCAAGCCUUCACAUCUAGCCAACAACGAUCUGGUAAUGAGUGGAAACAGUUGGUGGAUGCCCAAGGAAAUUUGGUGUCAGCUAUCCUAGCCUGUUCAAGGAAGUCUAUUCAUGCUUGUGGGUAUGCCAAGAUGAAGAGUACAUGGAAAGAAGUUGAAGGUCUAUGGGAGAGUUCAUUGGACACAGCAAUGCAGCUAGAAGGAUCAAGCCACGCCCUCUGUCUGAUUGGAUGGUUGCUAAGAUACGCUACAGAGACGAAGAACACAGAGGCCAUAGCCAAUAAGAAGAAAGCUCUCUUAGACUCUUACAUCAAGAAGAUCUUGGGUGGAAAGGCCAAACCGUCAGAACACAGCCUGGAUGUUAGUAAGUGGUUGCUACAGCACCUCACCCAUCCUGAGUUUGAAGGUCACAUCUUACCAGCCAUAAACAAAGGAAUGCUGAGAUGCCCAGAAAAUGUUGUUCAAGCUGUGAGCUACACCAUCGCUGGAGUGUCUUUGGACCUGAGUCAAUACGUCACAGAGUUGGGCAAAAACAUUGCAACUCAACUCCAUGCGAAAGAUGAAACUCUUCGCCAGGAAGCAGUAUCGGCAGCCGAGAAUCUUGCAUUGCAGUGUAGUGAUCCCACUGCCAUUGAAAGUCUUGCUAAACACUUCUUUACUGUAUUAGGAGGAUCCGAAGGCAAGCUGACGGUGGUAGCAGAGAGGAUUGGGGUUCUGUCAGCGAUAGGGGGUCUUAGUGUGAAUGGGGUCAGUGGAAUGAAUUCUGUUCAGGGCCUGGUCUCAUCCAUCCUGACACUCUUCAUACCUUACCUGCAACAAGAGGCCCAUGAAGGAGCGAUGGUUCAUGGUUUGGCCGUGCUAUCCAGAUGGUGCUCCAUGUCCUCUACAGAACUUCCUGCCAAGCUGAUCCAGUGGUUCCAGAAGGCCAUGACUCAGAAGCAGUCAACGGCCGCUACCAGGAAUGGAUGCAUCGGGGUGAUGCUGAAGUCCCUCAAGGGAGACACCUUGAUUCAUGGAUUGGAGAUCAUCCCUCAACUGAAAUCAUCAGUAGAGAAAGCUCAACAGCAGCCUAACCAAGUUGCUAUGGUAACAGAAGGUCUGUCAGCUGCAUGCCUACUGGUGAGGUUGUCUACAUCUGAUGUACAAGCAGAAAAUAAAGUGAGCUUUCUUUGGCCUGUUAUUCUUGAUGAGAAGAAACAGCUGUUUACAUCAGAGAAGUUCCUUUCAGUUGCAGGAGAAGACGCCCUCCUGACCCUAGUUGAGAUGACUGAAAGGCUGCUGACAGAUCAUGCGCAGUUGUUCAAGACAGGAGCAGAAAGGUUAUACCACAGAGCUCUAGUGACAUGUCUUAUCCAUUCCAAAUGGCGGGUGAGGAAAGCUGCCAAACAGACAAUCAGAAAACUUCUCUCCACUCCCUCAUUAGCCAUCAAACUUUCUCUCAAACUCCUUCAGGAAUUCAGACCUCUGCUUGCUGCACAGAAGCCAUUAGAAAGCUAUUCAGAGAGUGCUACAGCUGAUGACACAGGGAGGGUGAGACCAGAGGUGCUAGUCUCCUGUGUCCAGUCUCUUGUACCGGAUACCAAAGAGGAAGAUGAGAUUCCUUCAUCAGAGAUGAUAGAUCUAGCUGUCAACUCUCUUCUUAUUGACGCACAUCAUCCAAUCAUAGCUGCAGCUAAGCCUUCCCUAUGGGGUGAUCUCGUCUCUGGUCUCAUUCCUGAUCUAUCUUCAUUCAUAUCAGAAUGCCAAGGGGAUAUCUUGUCUCUUUUAAUGGAAAAGGAGAAAGCUUCUGAGGCCGCCCAGAAUGCCAUGAAGAGUUUAGCCUUCAUUGCUCCACAACACAUACUACCUCCUUUCAUCAAUCAAUUCGUCAGUUGUCUUGGCAACCCAGGAUUUGUGGGUAUCACGUUGGAGGAGUUUGCCAUUUAUCGGACACCAGAGGGUGUCCUCUACGAUCAGUCAGUGAUUGAAAAGAAUGCUGAGAAGCUUGACAAAGGUUCCAUGAAACGAGAGAACAAGGCAUACUCCUACAAGGAACAACUCAUGGAGAUUGAACUCAGAGAGGAGAUUGAGAGAGAGCGAGCCAAGAAGGGUAUCAAGACAGAAGUCAAACUGACCAAAAAGCAGGAAGAGGCCAAGAAACUACAGCUAGCCAAGGAGAGGGAUAUCAGGAAGAAACUACAGGAGCUGAAUGACGAGAUUGAGCCUGCAGCCAAGCUCCUAGUGGCUGCCAUCAAAGGCAACCCUUAUGGCCUGAGGAAACACAUUCCUACUCUCAUCAAUAACCUCUUCACGCUCUCAGAUUCACCCAUCGCUUCCCGGUACCUGGCUGAGGUCUACCUAGCCCUUGCUGAUUGUGCCUUUGAGGCUGACCAGAGAACUCUAGGUGACAUAGUCUCAUACUGCACUCUGCGCCUGAGCAAACCAGCUUGCUCCAUCCCUGACAAGUGGUGUCAGAUGAAGCUCUCAUCCAUGGUGACCGUCACCAUCCAAAAACUCCAUGGUGGGAGGGAUGACAUUGAGCAGGAUGGAGAUGAUGAUGAUGAUGACUACCUCCUGACAAGCUCUGCUACUGUGUUCCCGGCACCCUCGUUUGCAUAUUUCUUCCGCCUACUCCACCAGGUUCUGUAUGACGGUGGAACGGUCGUGAAGAAGGAUGAGAAGAUAGUAGAGAAGGCGCUGUCUAUUCUCUCAUCUCAUUGCAAUCUGAAGAGUGAUAUGGAUGAUGAAAGCGAUGAAAUUGAUGAGAGAGGACCAGAGCUUCUACCACGCCACAAGAUGCUAUCCCUCCUCUUCCGACUGAUCGGUAUCGGAGGGGUCCAACAGCAGAGGGUUGCUUCCGAUGCGGUGGUGGAGCUAUGCCGUAGUGCCAGUGGAGAUAUGGGAUGUGCCGUGGCGGAAACCGAUGAGAUUGAUGUCAUUCUCCAAGCCAUGACCAGCCCUGUGCUGGAAGUCAGGGUAGCUGCUCUCAAGGGCCUUCGAGAGCUGCUGCUGAUCCUCCCACCUCAGGAUUCGGAAGAACCUCAGGGGAUGAGAAUUGCUCAGAGGAUCUGGUGUGCUAGGAAAGAUUUUGAGAUCGAAGUGCGGACGUUAGCAGACGAAGUUUGGACAGAUGGUAACUUCACUGGUUCUCCGGAGCUGUGUACAAUGCUUCUUGAUGAUGUCAUCCACGAUGUAGCUGUCAUCAGACAGAGCAGUGCUGCUGCUCUCUCCGCCAUCUUGGCCGAGAAUCCUGAUGAAUUGGAUAAGGUCAUGGAUGUCCUUUUCAAGAAAUAUCAAGAAAAACUUGUGAUUCCUCCCCCAGUCUUGGACACCCUUGGCAGGGUUAUCGCUGAGUCUCCACCAGACCAGUACGAGGCACGCUGCGGCAUUGCCAUGGCCCUAUCGGAGAUUGCCCCUCACCUGCUGAUGCGUCAUGUUCCAGAGCUCUUCAGGUUUCUGGUGCCCAAAGGCCUAGGGGAUCGUAACGCCGAGGUCCAGAAAGAGAUGCUCAAUGCUGGCAUGGCGGCCAUCAUCCAACAAGGAAAGCCAAACGUUGGGACACUUCUUCCUGUCUUUGAGAAGUUCAUGGAUGAAGCACCAGACUCGUCAUCUUAUGACACUGUCCGACAGAGCGUCAUUAUUCUCAUGGGAUCUCUAGCCCGCCAUCUUGAGAAAGAUGACCCCAAAGUCAAACCCAUUGUCGGAAAACUGAUUGAAGCGCUAAGCACACCUUCACAGCCGGUCCAAGAAGCAGUAGCCAACUGUCUUCCACCCUUAGUCCCAGCCAUUAAGACCGAUGCACCAGGAAUUGUCCAAGAACUAUUGCGUCUACUGCUAGAAUCUGAGAACUACGGUGAGAGGAAGGGUGCAGCGUAUGGCCUGGCUGGCAUGGUGAAGGGACUAGGUAUCUUGUCUCUGAAGCAGCUUGAGAUCAUGUCAACGUUGCAGAGUGCCAUCCAGGAUAAGAAGAACUUCAGGAAGAGAGAAGGAGCCUUAUUUGCCUUUGAGAUGUUAUGUAGCAUGCUUGGUCGUCUCUUUGAACCUUAUGUUGUUCAUGUUAUCCCUCAUCUACUUCUCUGCUUUGGGGAUGGUAACGCGUAUGUCAGGGAAGCUACCGAUGAUACAUCCAGAGCUGUGAUGAGCAAACUGAGCGGGCAUGGUGUUAAACUAGUCCUACCAUCACUCCUUGCAGCAUUAGAAGAAGAUUCCUGGAGAACUAAAGCAGGAUCCGUUGAGCUCCUUGGUAACAUGGCAUACUGUGCUCCGAAGCAGCUCUCAUCGUGUCUACCAAGCAUUGUCCCCAAGCUUACUGAGGUCUUGACAGACUCACAUGCUAAGGUCCAGAAGACUGGAGCCCAGGCUCUCAAACAAAUCGGCAGCGUCAUUCGCAAUCCUGAGAUUCAGGCUAUUGUACCAAACCUUCUUGAGGCACUGUCUGACCCAUCCCGUCAAACGGCCAGCUGUCUCAAGACUCUCCUGGACACCAAGUUUGUCCACUUCAUCGAUGCACCAUCACUUGCUCUCAUCAUGCCAGUAGUUCAAAGGUCAUUCCAGGACAGGUCAACGGAGACCAAGAAGAUGGCAUGCCAGAUCAUUGGGAAUAUGUACUCCCUGACUGACCAAAAGGACCUUGCUCCGUACCUUCCCUCAGUGAUGCCCGGGCUGAAGUCUUCUCUGCUUGAUCCUGUACCUGAAGUGAGGAGGGUUUCGGCCAGAGCCCUGGGGGCCAUGGUCAAAGGGAUGGGUGAAAGUAGUUUUGAUGAUCUGCUGCCUUGGUUGAUGGAGAAGCUCACCUCGGAACAGAACUCUGUGGAUCGGUCAGGAGCAGCACAGGGUCUCAGUGAAGUAAUAGCAGGAAUGGGCCUCCAGAAACUAGAGAAGUUCAUGCCUGACCUUGUCAAGACUGCAGAAGCUCCUGACAUAGCAUCACACAUCAGGGAUGGUUACAUCAUGAUGUUCAUCUAUCUUCCUGGAACGUUUGGAGACAAGUUUGCUCCCUUCGUUGGACCCAUCAUCUCACCCCUUCUCAUGGCCUUGGCCGAUGAAAGCGAGUAUGUCCGAGAUACUGCCCUUCGUGCCGGUCAGCGCAUCAUCAACCUCUAUGCCGAGACGGCCGUCAACGUCUUCCUCCCGGAGCUGGAGAAAGGUUUGUUUGAUGAUAACUGGAGGAUAAGAUACAGUUCCGUUCAGCUUCUGGGUGAUCUGCUCUACCGAAUCUCUGGUGUCACUGGCAAGAUGACAACUGUUGGUGAUGAAGAUGAUAACUUUGGCACAGAACAUUCCACUAAGGCUAUCAUCAACAUCCUUGGAGCAGAGAGGAGGAACCGUGUCCUGGCUGGUCUCUACAUGGGACGAUCGGACACGGCCCUCAUGGUCCGCCAAGCAGCUCUUCACGUCUGGAAGGUGGUGGUCGUCAAUACCCCAAGAACUCUCAAAGACAUCCUUUCGACCCUCUUCACCCUUCUUCUAGGAUGUCUGGCCAGCACCAGCUAUGACAAGAGACAGGUUGCCGCACGGACGUUGGGUGAUCUAGUCCGCAAGCUAGGUGACCGUGUCUUGCCAGAGAUGAUCCCAGUCUUAGAGAAGGGUCUGGACUCGACGCAGAGUGACCAGAGACAAGGUGUCUGUAUUGGUUUGAGUGAAAUCAUCAGCUCUACAAGCAGAGAACAGGUUCUGACAUAUGUUGAGAGUCUGGUGACAACAGUGAAGAGAGCAUUGUGUGAUCCGUUGCUUGAAGUCAGAGAGGCUGCUGCAAGGACAUUUGACAGUCUUCAUAGUUCUAUUGGUCACAAGGCUCUUGAAGAGAUAUUACCGGAACUUCUCUCAAAGUUGACUGAUGAGGAGAAAGGGGAGUUUGCAUUGGAUGGGCUCAAACAGGUCAUGGCAGUCAAGAAUAGAGUUGUCCUACCAUUCCUUAUACCAAAAUUGAUCCAGCCUCCAGUAAACACCGGUGUCCUGGCCAUCCUAUCAGAGGUUGCUGGAGAUUCACUCACCAAACACCUAGCCAAGAUCCUCAAUGCUCUCAUGUCGGCUGUGGAGGAUUGCAUAGGAACAGACAGAGAACAAGAGGCUCUGAAGCACUGCCAGACUGUGGUCCUCUCAGUGCAGGACCAUCAAGGUCAACAGACCAUCAUAGAUGAACUCCUCCAGAAGCUCAAGGGAGACAAUGCAGGACUGCGGCUGGCUUCGUCCACCCUGCUUCAGGUCUACUGCAGCAAGACCAGCUGCAGCUACGCAGAUUAUGUACCUCAACUACAGAGGGCGCUCAUCCAGUCGUUCAACGAUCCUGAAACCAGGGUGUUGGAGAUGAGCUGGGAGGCCCUCAAUGCUGUGACAAAGAGCUUGAGUGCAGCAGAGCAGAUGGGUCAUAUUGGAUCUGUACGUCUUGCUGUGCGGUACGCUGCUGAGGAUUGCAAACAGGAUGAACUACCUGGCUUCUGCCUUCCAAAGAAGGGUAUCACCCCAGUCCUUCCAUACUUCCGUGAAGGCAUCCUCUCAGGGUCACCGGAGGUCAAGGAGCAAGCCGCCCUGGGGUUAGGUGAGGUCAUUCAACGGACCAGCAUCACAGCCCUCAAACCUCAGGUAGUAGCCAUCACUGGACCUCUGAUCCGUGUCCUGGGUGACCGCUUCGCUUGGAACGUCAAGGUGGCCAUCCUACAGACCUUAGGGCUGCUCAUCGCUAAAGUUGGUGUGCUACUGAAAGCUUUCCUGCCACAGCUUCAAACCACGUUCAUCCGAGGCUUGACCGAUGCUAACAGGGCGGUCAGGUUAGAAGCAGCAGCAGCCCUCGGGAAGCUGGUGGUCAUACAUGCCAAGGUGGAUCCUCUUUUCACAGAGCUUCAUAAUGGCAUCAAGAAUACUGACAAUGAUACAGGUGUUAGGGAGACAAUGCUACAAGCUUUAAGAGGGGCAAUUACGGGUGCUGGGACCAAGAUUGGUGAUACUAACAAGAAAGCUCUCCUGACAACUCUCAUCAGUAAUCUUUCAUCAUCAGAGAAUAAUAUUAGGAUAUCAUCAGCAGGGUGUUUAGGGGCAUUGUGUAAAUUCUUUAGUGAUGAAGAUCUUGAAGACAUCCUCAACAGUAGACUACUCGUAAAUGAACCGAAUCAGAACUGGAUGCUGCAUCAUAGUUGCGCCCUCGCUCUGUCAGUCAUGCUCAGAGACACACCAGAGAGAGUGACGGGUGAUGGUAGAUCGGCAAAGGUUCUUGAUGUCAUGAUCAAGAAUUCAUUGAAUGACAGGAUACCUGUUUGUGUAGCUGGUGUUCGAGGUAUGGGCUUCUAUCUAAAACACUGUGUUGCGACUGGUGUACAGGUCCCGCAGUCCCUCAUCUCUGCUAUGGUCAAGUGUUUCAACCACUCAUCCAAUGAUGUCAAAAUGGCCAUUGCUCAGAUGAUCUGCCAUGUUGCCAUGACAACAGAAUCACCUCUGGACAUGUCAAUCGUACGAGGGAUACUGGUAGUCUUGGUCAGCAAUACGAAAGACAAGAACACGGCCGUACAGGCUGACAGCGAAUGGGCGUUGGUUGCACUUCUUAGGCUAAAACAUGGAGAUGAAUUUUUACAGGAGGUGAUGAAAACCCUUGACUCAGUCCCAGCUUCCAACCUCAAUGAUUGCCUCAAGAGAUUACGGAAAGUUGCGGCACAGAACUUCCCAAAAAUAGAUAUCGAUGAAACUGUCUUGCGCUGAUAUUUUCCAAGAUGGUAGUCUUACAUUUUAUCAGGACGUUAUUUAGUUUCUUUUUUAAUUCUUCGUUUGGAAGGACUGAAUUGACAGUGGAGUACUGCUGUUCAUGGCCAAUAUCAGUAUGAUAUCCUUAGGAUAUUUUCAUGACUGGUGAACAUGUACUAGAUAGACUGUCUGUCCUAUACUUUCAUAUAAUUCUUGUCCUGCUGCUAUUCAUUUCUCACAUAUGGAAUAGACUUGAUGAGAAAUAUAGGACAGCAUAGCUUGUUAGGGGAUGAUAACAUGCCCACUUCGGAGCAUUCAGAUUGUUCCGAUGCUGUUCCAAAGUAAUGUUUGAAAGUUGUUUUUCAUCUGGACAUUGCCCACAAAGAGAAGGCUCGAUAGAGUUCCCCCAAUCAUUGUAAAAUUUGACUUUUGUGCUUUAAAAGGGAAAAUUACACCAAAAUUGUGUUCAGGGGCCUGUUGCAUAAAUCCUAGCAUGAUUGGUAACAAGAGCAUUUGCAGAUAAAAUGCAUUUGAAUUAGAAUUUGAAAACUACAGACUUGAAAUGAGGUGACUGGUUUUUUUUUACAAACCAGUCUGAAGAAUUUUCUGAAUGUUUACGAGUCACAUAACCGAUAUACAUCAUCAGCAUUUAAAGAUUGUGUAUUACAACAAAUCACAGGGUCUGAUUAUGGACAGCCAAGCUUCUGGAAAAUUGAUGAUAUUUUGACAAAGGUUUUCUUCUUCUCACCAUUUUUAAUCAAUUUAUCUUGUUAACCAGUUUUUGCCACAUAAAAAUAAAUCAAGAGUUGUAUGGUGCAAUUGUCAAUGAGAAUAUUUGUGAUAUAUUUUUAUGUGUUUCAAUUCAACCAGGAUCAAUCAUGGAUCGUCAUGUUUAGCUCAAUAUUUUGGGAAAUAUUCUUCAUUUUUGUGUACAAAUAUUACAAUUUUAUGGGAAAUGUUUCAAAAUAGAAUUGAAAUAUUUCAUAAGUUGGACGCAUCAGAAAGUAAUAGAUAAUGUGCUCGAAAUUAAUUUAGUCUUUUGUCUUUUAAUCAUGAUGUUUCUUAUUUUUGCCCCCAAAUCAUUAACAUUGUUGGUUAAUGACAAUAGUCUUAUUCUUCUUGCAUGUUAAUGGGAUCUAUUUGCAAAGUAUUUUAAGACACCAACAUUUGUGUAAAAGCAAAUGUGAUUUCAAACAUGUUCCACUGACUCUGUUUUGUUUCAAGUUGGCUAAAAUGUAAUGACAGAAAUCAAUAACAUACAUUUAGAUCUGUAUUUGAUUUGGGCUUGGAACACACACAAAAAUAUAGCCUUUUACAUAUUUGAUGUAAAUUUCCUUGGCUGAAAACAAGA
Molecule: messenger RNA, 9423 nt
Organism: Lytechinus variegatus (green sea urchin)
Lineage: Eukaryota; Metazoa; Echinodermata; Echinoidea; Temnopleuroida; Toxopneustidae
Product: eIF-2-alpha kinase activator GCN1-like
Exons: 50
Coding region: 48-8090 (2680 amino acids)
Biological process (GO): cellular response to amino acid starvation; regulation of translation
Cellular component (GO): cytosol
Molecular function (GO): protein binding; protein kinase regulator activity
Source: RefSeq, a predicted model, not a curated record